GCAGACUGGAGAGGCAGUGAGUGUGAAACUCCACAUUUUGCUCUUCUUCGACGCCCUCGUGCUCCUGCCCUCAAGACUGUGAGCUGAAUUCUGAUUGGAGGAAUGGAGUGCCAAUCUGUCCUGCACCAGUGAUCAGGCCAGGAGACUCCAGUGGUGACAUCCUGUGGAGCCACAGAUCAAAGGCGAGGAGGCUGUUUUACCACUGCUGGAACUGAAUAUUGCUUUAAAUAAGCAAGUCCUUGUAGAAGGUUUUUUUUGAGCCAUGAUGCAAGAUUCUGGGACGGAGGCGACGAGAAAUGGACCAGCCAAUCAAAAUGGAGGAGCGAGCGUGGAGGGCGGGCCAAGGGAGGGGCGACCCAAGAGUGCCACGCCGUCAAUGGAGGUGACUGCAGCUGACCUCCUGCAUCUCCAGCAGCACCAGGCUCUCCAAGUGGCUCGGCAGAUACUCCUCCACCAGCACCAGCAACAGUCCCAGCCACAGCAACUGCAGUCUCUACAAAACACUGGCCGCAAAUCCCCCAAAGCCAACGACAAGCAGCAGAGCCUACAGGUUCCACUUUCAGUGGCUAUGAUGACACCUCAAGUGAUAACUCCACAGCAGAUGCAGCAAAUCCUUCAGCAGCAGGUCCUGAGCCCUCAGCAGCUCCAGGUUCUUCUCCAGCAGCAACAGGCCCUCAUGUUACAGCAGCAGCAACUCCAAGAGUUCUACAAGAAGCAGCAGGAACAGCUCCACCUCCAGCUUUUACAGCAGCAGCAGCAACAGCAGCAGCAGCAGCAGCAGCAGCAGCAUGCGGGCAGCAAGCAGAGUAAAGAGCAGCAGGUGUCAGCACAGCAGUUGGCCUUCCAGCAGCAGCUCCUGCAGGUCCAGCAGGUCCAGCAGCAGCAUCUGCUCAACCUUCAGAGGCAAGGGCUGCUCACAAUCCAGCCCGGACAGACCGGCCUGCCCCUGCACUCCCUCACUCAGGGCAUGAUUCCAGCAGAGCUGCAGCAACUGUGGAAGGAGGUUACACAUGCUCACGUGAAGGAGGAGCACAACAACGGCCACCGGGGCCUUGACUUGUCCUCCCCGGCACCGCCAAAGAACCCACUCCUCAACCAGCAUGCCUCCACCAACGGGCAGUACAUGAGUCACAAGAGAGAAGGAUCCACGCUAGAAGACCAUUCCCCCCACAGCCACCCUCUCUACGGUCACGGUGUUUGCAAGUGGCCUGGAUGUGAGGCGGUGUUUGAUGAUUUCUAUUCAUUCCUCAAGCAUCUUAACAAUGAGCACGCCCUGGAUGACAGGAGCACGGCCCAGUGUCGGGUGCAAAUGCAGGUCGUACAACAGCUGGAGCUGCAGCUAGCGAAAGACAAAGAGCGUCUGCAAGCGAUGAUGACGCACCUUCACGUCAAGUCCACGGAGCCCAAAGCCAUCCCACAGCCGCUCAACUUGGUGUCUAACGUCACAUUGUCCAAGUCGGCCCACGAGGCCUCUUCUCCUCUGAGUCUGCCCCAGACUCCCACCACACCCACAGCACCCCUCACACCGCUGUCCCACACCCACUCCGUCAUCACAGCCAACAGCCUCCACAGCGUGGGCCCCAUGCGACGACGCUACUCAGAUAAAUACAACAUGCCCAUCUCUCCAGAUCUCAGUCAGAACAAAGAGUUUUACAUGAAUGCAGACGUUAGACCGCCGUUCACGUACGCUUCACUAAUAAGACAGGCAAUCCUCGAAUCUCCAGAAAAGCAGCUAACACUAAACGAAAUCUACAACUGGUUCACACGAAUGUUUGCAUAUUUCAGGCGCAACGCGGCUACGUGGAAGGGUGCCAUUCGCACCAACCUUUCCCUGCAUAAGUGCUUUGUGAGAGUAGAGGAUGAGUUUGGGUCCUUUUGGACCGUUGAUGAUGACGAGUUUAAGCGUGGCCGCCACAUACAGCGAGGCCGUCCGCGGAAAUACGCCGCUGAUGAGAACUUUGACGAGCUGCUCGUACAAAGUCCCGCCUUAGUGAAGAACAUUCAGACCAGCUUGGGCUAUGGUCCGACCCUCUCUGCUGCCUUCCAGGCUUCAAUGGCAGAAAACAACAUACCUCUAUACACUACUGCUUCCAUUGGAAGUCCCACCCUCCACUCCCUGGCGAACGCCAUCCGGGAGGAGAUGAAUGGAGCGAUGGACCAUGGAAACAGCAACGGCAGUGACAGCAGCCCGGGACGCUCGCCCCUGCUAGCUAUGCAUCACAUCAGCGUUAAGGAGGAACCACUGGACCCCGAAGACCACGAAGGGCCCCUCUCCCUGGUAACGACCGCCAAUCACAGUCCGGAUUUCGAUCACCACAGAGAUUACGAUGACGACCAGGGCCACGACGACAUGCUGUAAGGCUAGCGGCGCCCCUCCCCCCCCACCCUCCCCGGGCCUCAGAGACAGAGGCAGUCUGGGUCAUCUGGGAGACAGAAAGCGCUCCGCAGAUAACAAACUGAAAUGCACUCUCAGCUCUGAAAUGUCUCCCAGUUCACUUUUUAGUGCCAUUACAACACAUACAAGAACACACACUCAAAAGUAACACAGCCCCACGUGAGGGAUUCUUUUUUUUUCUUAUUUACCUUUUGAUUUAAGUAAAGCUUAAAAAGUGAAACUUCAUUUCUACUCAUGUGUGGGAUGGACUCGUUUGGUACGGGGGCGACGCGUUCGCGGUCAGAGACCCUCGCCGCGCAGCCGGCAUGGACUGCACUCAGCGGGCUGCAAGAGGGCCCCCCCUCCCCCGCUCUCUCUCCCUCCCUCUCUCACACACCUGACCACAAACUCAAAAGAGAGAGAGUGACUGACGUUUAAUUUACACCGCGUGUGUGUGUGUGUGAACGAGGCGAGCGCGGACUUCUGUUCAUUGUCACUGCCUUCAACACUUCUCAUUGCUUUGAUUCCAUCUCGGGUGGGACGUGUGUUGUUUUUAU
Molecule: messenger RNA, 2931 nt
Organism: Cottoperca gobio
Lineage: Eukaryota; Metazoa; Chordata; Actinopteri; Perciformes; Bovichtidae
Product: forkhead box protein P1-B-like
Exons: 20
Coding region: 263-2359 (698 amino acids)
Biological process (GO): regulation of transcription by RNA polymerase II
Cellular component (GO): nucleus
Molecular function (GO): DNA-binding transcription repressor activity, RNA polymerase II-specific; RNA polymerase II cis-regulatory region sequence-specific DNA binding
Source: RefSeq, a predicted model, not a curated record